Messenger RNA from Cucumis sativus (cucumber), 804 nucleotides. Its product is annotated as prefoldin subunit 6. Gene Ontology annotation, cellular component: prefoldin complex; cytoplasm. NCBI's taxonomy places the organism in Eukaryota, Viridiplantae, Streptophyta, Magnoliopsida, Cucurbitales, Cucurbitaceae. Bases 116 to 508 code for a protein of 130 amino acids. The record is from RefSeq and is a predicted model, not a curated record. The transcript has 5 exons. Gene Ontology annotation, biological process: protein folding; chaperone-mediated protein complex assembly. Gene Ontology annotation, molecular function: protein-folding chaperone binding.
UCUUUUCUGAUUUACAGCCCCCUUUGGCGUUAAUUCCUACCAUUUCUGUUCUCCAAAACCUUCCGCGCGCAGGUUUUCCCAGGGACACAGAGGAAGUAGACGAUUCUCAGUCGGAAUGAGUUCUUCAACCGCUCUUCGAGAGGUACAGCGCGAGUUGGAGGCGAAAGCCAACGAUCUCAGCAAGCUACAGAAAGAUAUUGCGAAGAAUCACCAAGUGAGGAAGAAGUACACUAUUCAGCUGGGUGAGAACGAGCUCGUUCUUAAGGAAUUGGAUUUACUUCAAGACGACACAAAUGUAUAUAAACUGAUUGGUCCAGUGCUCGUGAAGCAAGAUUUGGCAGAAGCAAAUGCGAAUGUGCGCAAGAGAAUUGAAUACAUCUCCGCAGAAUUGAAACGUCUUGAUUCAAUUCUUCAAGAUUUGGAAGAGAAGCAAAAUCGCAAGAGAGAUGUGGUAUUGAAGUUACAACAGAGGAUACAGUCUCUGCAGGCUGGAAAAGCUAAAGCAUAACAUGUUUUACUGAUUUCAGCUGUACGUUCUAAACUUAAGUUUAUCUUUUUGCAAUCUCUCUUGUAUCAGUUAAAGGUAAACUCACUCAAAAGCUUGACAAUACUUAGUUUGAUUUUGAAGCUUGACAGGACUUGGUCUGAUUUUGAUUUUAGAUACGUACAUAACUUUUCUAUUUCUUGCAAAGUACUUAACAGGAACUUCAUCUCCAGAAAUAUUUUGCAUUUGUAAUUUGACAAAAACUUGGCAUCUUGAAAGGAAAAGUAUUGAUGAUAAUUUUCUUCUGAAUUUCAAGGGUA